This is a messenger RNA of Penicillium maclennaniae, 1668 nucleotides long. RefSeq names its product Auxin Efflux Carrier superfamily. Lineage: Eukaryota; Fungi; Ascomycota; Eurotiomycetes; Eurotiales; Aspergillaceae. Gene Ontology annotation, biological process: transmembrane transport. The transcript is spliced from 5 exons. Bases 1 to 1668 code for a protein of 555 amino acids. The record is from RefSeq and is a predicted model, not a curated record. Gene Ontology annotation, cellular component: endoplasmic reticulum; membrane.
AUGGCCAUUUUUACCCUGCCCCGGUCUAUUCAGAACAAUGCCUUUCAAAAUCCCGUUGGGAACCUGAUCGCGGCAGGCGCUAACGCGCAUGCCAACCACCCUUCCUUUGGGCACCUCGUACUGCUCGUCUUCGAGGCCGUACUGGAAGUGGUGUGCGUGAGCUUGCCCGGUUACAUUGCUGCCCAACAGGGCAUGUUCGAUGCCGAUGCUCAGAAGCUUGUCGCAAACCUCAACGUGACUUUGUUCACCCCUUGUCUGAUUUUCAUCAAACUAGGCUCCCAAUUAACUGCAGAGACCUUGUCCGAUCUGGCGAUUAUCCCGUUCAUCUUUGUGGUUCAGACGACCGUCUCGUACUUGUGCGCAUUCACCAUUUCGCGAUGUUGUCGCUUCAAGAAACGCCAGUCCAAUUUUGUGGCGGCGAUGGCGGUCUUUGGAAACUCCAAUUCUCUCCCGAUCUCUCUCGUCAUGUCCCUGUCGCAAACCCUUAAAGGUCUGCACUGGGAUCGUGUCCCGAAUGACAAUGACGACGAAGUAGCCGCCCGUGGCAUCCUAUACCUACUUAUCUUUCAGCAGCUGGGACAAUUGGUUCGCUGGAGCUGGGGUUACCAUGUCUUGUUGGCACCGAAAGAACGUUAUCUUGAGGAUAUGGAGAGCGACGAUUUAGGAAGCCAGUCACGUAUUGAGCAAGGUCAGGCGCGUUACACCGAUAACCCGGAGCAGACGGACCCGGACGAGCCCCUACUGCGCACCCGUCAUUCGGAGGAUUUAAGCCGUCCUGUCGAUGUCCACGCACAUGGCGAGUUCCAGUCCGGCGACCAGACGCCGGUCUCCACGUGUGAAUACACCUAUACGAAAACGUCCUCCGUCGGUUCUCGUGAGGGAACAGUCGUGGGAAGUCAUAUCUCCGAUGAGCCAUCAACUAUUGGACCCCCGCCCAGCGGACCCUUCCUGCCCCGCCAGAGCUCUCGAGGUGAUAUACUUUCAUUCCCAGAUGUGGAGGCUACCGCACGGGAAGCGCAAGCCGCGGACCAAACUUACAUGCAGCGCUGGAAAGCAUCUAUCCGCCAAAGAAGAGAUCGCAUGUACGAGUCCUGGGAGAAGAAGUCGGGUUCUCUGUACGGGUGCCUCCCUUCGAAAGCUCAAAAGACGCUCUCGGCGAUUACACGUGGAAUCGGUCGAUUCAUGCGUGGUGCAUGGGCUUUCAUGAACCCACCUCUAUGGGCCAUGCUUGUUGCCAUCGUUGUGGCCUCCGUUCCAUCCCUCCAAAGCCUCUUCUUUGACGAGGGCACCUUCGUGCGCAACUCCGUCACUCGCGCCGUCGAACAGAACGCACAAGUCGCUGUCCCAUUGAUCCUGGUCGUGCUGGGUGCCAAUUUAGCCCGCAAUACCCUCUCCGAAGAGGCAUUGGCGGAUAUGGAACACCCGAGCGACGAGCGCAAGCUGAUUAUUGCGUCUUUGGUUGCACAUGAUCCUAUCUUUAUCAUUGUCUGCUUCCUACUCACCGGUGCGCCUUCGGCACUGCAACUGGCGCAGAUUUGUCAGAUCAACAAUGUCUAUGUUGGAGCUAUGUCCAAACUUCUCUUCCAGAGUUACGUGGUUUGGAUUCUUCCGUCCACCCUCUUCCUCGUCAUCUGCGCGCUUGAGGUUCUCGAGUGGGCAUCCGCCUAG